AUGUUCGCUCGGCCAUCGACCGUCAAGAUGAUGAAGGAAAAGGUUGCACUGAUCGGAUCUGGGAACUGGUACAGAUGCAGCGACGUUUCUGUCGACGAUCGAGGGCAGUCCGAGUGGCCUCAGCAGAGCAGAUCGUCGUUCAUCCCCGCCCGGCUCGGGUGCAUCGAGAUGUGCAAUCGGGGCAGCGUCAUUGCCAAGAUCUGCGGACGCAACACCAGCGUCUAUCCAGAGUUUGCCGACGAAGUGCGCAUGUGGGUCUUUGAGGAGAUGAUCGAAGGCCAGCGACUCUCGGAAAUCAUCAACACCCGCCACGAGAACGUCAAGUACCUCCCAAACGUCCCGCUGCCCAGAAACAUUGUGGCGUAUCCUGAUCUGCACAAGGCCGUCGAGGAUGCCACGCUGCUGGUCUUUGUCAUUCCGCACCAAUUUGUCAAGGGUGUGUGCCGGGAACUGCAAGGCAACAUCCGGCCAGAUGCACGUGCGAUUUCGCUGAUCAAGGGUGUGGAUGUUGCCAGCAGCGGCCUGCAUCUGAUCUCGGAUAUGAUCCGCGAGAACCUCAGCAUCGACGUCAGUGUCCUCAUGGGCGCCAACAUUGCCUCUGAGGUCGCAAAGGAGCAGUUUUGCGAGGCCACCGUCGGCUCCCGGCGCAUCAGCGACGGCCAGAUCUGGAAGAAGCUCUUUGCCACCUCGUACUUUCAUCUGUCUGUUGUCGAUGACGUGGCCGGCGUCGAGCUCUGUGGUGCCCUCAAGAACGUCGUGGCCAUCGCAGCUGGCCUGGUGGAUGGACUCAAGUUUGGAGAAAACACAAAGGCCGCCAUUAUCCGCAUCGGGCUCAUGGAAAUGAAAAAGUUUGCCAAGAUGUUUUACCACGGCGUCAAAGACGAGACCUUUUUCGAAAGCUGUGGUGUUGCCGAUGUGAUCACUACAUGUUUUGGUGGUCGCAACCGCCUUGUGGCCGAAGCCCGAGUCACCAGCGGAAAGAGUUUUGCUGCGCUGGAGCAAGAAAUGCUCAACGGACAGAAGCUACAAGGCACCCUCACCAGCUACGAAGUCCACCAGAUCCUCAAGAUCAAGAACCUGGUGCAAGAGUUUCCGCUCUUUACCGCAGUCUAUCGCAUUUGCUAUGAGGAUGCGCCGCCAAAGUCGAUCGUGGAAAUGUAUCUGUAA
Molecule: messenger RNA, 1167 nt
Organism: Polychytrium aggregatum
Lineage: Eukaryota; Fungi; Chytridiomycota; Chytridiomycetes; Polychytriales
Product: NAD-dependent glycerol-3-phosphate dehydrogenase C-terminus-domain-containing protein
Exons: 4
Coding region: 1-1167 (388 amino acids)
Biological process (GO): glycerol-3-phosphate catabolic process; carbohydrate metabolic process
Cellular component (GO): cytosol; glycerol-3-phosphate dehydrogenase (FAD) complex; nucleus
Molecular function (GO): protein homodimerization activity; NAD binding; glycerol-3-phosphate dehydrogenase [NAD(P)+] activity
Source: RefSeq, a predicted model, not a curated record